Molecule: messenger RNA, 698 nt
Organism: Gekko japonicus
Lineage: Eukaryota; Metazoa; Chordata; Lepidosauria; Squamata; Gekkonidae
Gene: COXFA4L3
Product: chromosome unknown open reading frame, human C15orf48
Exons: 5
Coding region: 58-318 (86 amino acids)
Source: RefSeq, a predicted model, not a curated record
CCUUGUGAACCCGCGGCCGGUCCAGACAGCAAGGUUCAAAUCACGCCUGCUUCUGCCAUGGCAAAUCUGGGGUUCUUCCAGAUGCUAAAGAAGAAGAGAGAACUUAUUCCUCUGAUUGGAUUUGUGAGCUUGGCCGGCGUCGGGGCAGUGCUGUCUUCCCUGUACGCCUUCACCAAAAGCGACGUGAUUGUAAACAAAAAGGGCAAUCCAGAACCAUGGCAACAUGUGGAUCCUACCAAACCCCAGAAGCUGGUAACAAUCAACCAGGAGUGGAAACCCAUAGAAGAGCUGGAAAAAGUCCGAAAAGUUAUGAAGUGACCCGGAAGCAGUCUUUCCAAAUAACACUCUAUGAAUCUAGUGGAAUCAUUUCUGCACAAACUAGAGGAUUGAAACCAGUGUGCGGAAAUGCUUCUGCUACAUUUUUAGGGUCUCCCUCCAUAUAUUUUUUUUGGGAUCUGGAUGAGGACAUUACUGUUUGCUUGGCAAGUGGCUAUACAGGCAUCCACGCAAGUUCAAAAAUAAAGGGCUGGUCCACGUUCACAACAGCCGCAUUUGUUCUGAAUCAUGGAGUUUGCUAUUUGAUAUUCUAGCAGGAGGUAAAAGGCUUUCUGUGAGUUUUCAAAGGAGUUGCGUUGUUUUUGUCUGAUGCAAUGCUGUGUGUCAUUUAUGGUGCUUUCAAUAAACAUUUGUACACUGAA